GGUCAUGCAGUUGUCUGACGUCAUAAUACAUGUACAGUUAACUUUUCACAUUCCUACCUCACACAAAAACAGACAUAACGUCACACAUACGUUGCAGCGUCACACAUUCGACACAUAAGUAUCUAGGUAUAUGCUAAGAAAGACUUCGCUCUGUCAUACAUAUUACUGGGAAGAAGAGUACACUGACAUACUUGACAUCCACGUGUUGAUUUAGAGGGAAUCUUGGGAUUAUUGAUUGGUUGUACUUGACCCAGAUCUAGUUUUGCCUCAAUAAAUAUUGAUGGCACUAUGCUGUGAAUGCCAGCGUGAGAUUGUAUUUAUGUGUGUCUGUGGUCAACAGGGCGCAUUAUGUACAGUGUCUGCCAAUCAGUCCCCUUUACCAUAUGGACGAGCUUGACAUAUGUAGGCCAGUGAUUAUUGCAUUGGUACUAGGCUAUGGAGUAGACCUUAAAAUACAGGUCCUGAAAGCCUGGCACUUUUAUGUCUGUGUAGCACUAUUUCAACACUACAGUUAGAAGAUCGUGCUGGGAAGGUCACAAAGCAUAACACAGAGGAACAUAAGGCUGUGAGGUGGAGAUGAGGAUGUUCAUAGCUACUGAAGGGAAAUAUCAUUGAGGGUAGUGACUGUAGGGUGUGGGUGAAGGAAGACCUUAAAGCUCACCCAUGGACAUGUACGUUUAACUUUUAACAAUUUUAUGUAACUUAUUUCCCAGAGAGCAAUUUGGGCGGUGGGUUUCUGCAUGUUGGAAUAGCUUUUUUAAAUAAUUACCGGUACAUGCAUGUGUCCUUACCUCUUACUGUAAAUGUCAGGUGUUAAUCUACGUCAUGGUGAAAGCAAUCCUUGCAAGAUUUCUGCUAACAGAAUCAGAUGUUUAGGCUUAUAAAUCUGCUGAAGACUGAUGCAGUUUGAAUGUGCUUUUGAGCCUGAAUACUCGGACUUUCUGCAUUCAAAGGUAUUAUUGUGCUGAGAACAUUUUCACUGUAUUUUAGGUUUGACUGUGAAGAAAAUAUUCAGACUGUGAUUAUGAACUGAACUAUUGGACUACAUGUGCCUUGAUUAUUAAUGAUUUUAUGAAACACUUAGUCUGAGUAGAAUUGAGCUGAACACUGGAAGUAGUCCAUGUGUGCAUUUUAGCACUGAACACUUGGACAAGCUGACUACAGUUGUGAACUACUUGUAGUCAUUAGCACUAGUACAUGUGACUAAGUACAACUGUGAGCUGAACACUUGGACUGUGGAAGUACAACUGUGAGCUGAACACUUGGACUGUGGAAGUACAACUGUGAGCUGAACACUAGGACUGUGGAAGUACAACUGUGAGCUGAACACUUGGACUGUGGAAGUACAACUGUGAACUGAACACUUGGACUGUGGAAGGACAGCUGUGAGCUGAACACUAGGACUGUUGAAGUACAGCUGUGAGCUGAACAGUUAAACAAGGAGAUUACAUCAAAAAGCUCAGCAGGAUGGGAAAGCUGAACCACUUCUUGAUUUUCCUGAACAACCCUCAGGCGGUAUAUUUCUGUGGACAGGUGAUAGAGGGCUAUGUUAGCGUUGACCUCAGGGAGCCCAUGAAAAUGAGAGGUCUUAGGUUACUAUUCGAAGGAGGGGCUAAUGUCCACUGGACGGAACAACAUACCACAGGCUCCGGGAAGAACAGACGUACAGUGACACGCCAUUACUCAGCCAGGGAGAGCUAUUUCAGUCAGAUCUUGGUGUUGUAUGGAAAAGCUCCAGGGGCUGGUGGGGAUAACCCUGUUCACCCUGCUGGCCAGCACAUGUACCCCUUCAGGUUACAACUUCCGUACGGUAUCCCUUCAUCGUUCGAGACAACAGUGGGGCGGGUGCGAUACACCAUCAGUGGAGUCAUUGAUAAACCCUGGAAGUUUGACCACAAAACCAAAGCUGCCUUCACAGUUAUCAACCUGCUGGAUUUGAACCGAGAACCCUUGGCUUUGUCAGUGCCCCAGGGGCAAAACUCUAAGACGCUGUGUUGCCUCUGCUGUAAGUCUGGUCCCAUUGAAGCUGUCUGCCGUCUGGAGAGAAUGGGCUAUGUCCCAGGGGAAGCCAUUGUCAUCAACGCUGAAAUCACCAACGGGUCAAGUCGCAAAAUGUCCUGUUCGUACGCUGAGCUAUCGCAGGUCAUCUCUUUCCACGCAAGCACAAAGACCAAAUCUUCCACUACAGUGAUAGCCAGGGUGAACCACAGUGAGAUCGCCCCAGGGGGAUCUGAUGUGUGGUCCGGGGACAGGCUCCAUAUACCACCCAUCCCCCCAUCCAGGCUGGACGGCUGUAGUAUCAUAGAUAUAACCUAUAUACUGAAGUUUUGUGUAGAUCCUUCUGGGCCAGCCUUUGACCUCCAGAUCCCUCUUAACAUUCUGAUUGGCUCAAUUCCUCACCAACAAGUUGUGGAGAGACACGCUAACUUUGGACCGCCAGGUGGAGCCUCGGGAUUUGCCCCGACCAUGAAUCCCACAUCACCUGCCGUGCCUCCAGCACCAGGGGCAACUCCGUCAGCACCGGUUUUACCGCCAAACAUGCCCCCGCCAUCUUAUGCUGAGUGUGUGUCUGGCAAGGUGAACAUUCGUGAUGAGGAAGACAAUGAGUACACAGGUGGAAACCUGGAGUACACUCCCAGAUAUACCUACUACAACUGGGAGGACAGCAGCAACCAAAACCCAAAGUGAUUCCCACCAUUUAUAGUGGACAGACCAACAUGAAGAGCCACUUACUAAAUAAUGUGCUGAUGCCAUUAAGCUGAUCCAAUGGUAGUAACCUGACAAGACUCUGCUUUACAGUUAUGCUAUCUGACAUGAGCAGUUCAAAAGCUGUACAGGACAGGAUACACAACUUUGUCAUGGAGCAAAACAGGCAUAUCAAGGUUAAAAGCAAAACCGUGUUCAUGGAGAAAACUUUGAUUGAAGCAUCAUCAUUGUCUAGUGUUUUUUUCUUUUGUGUUUUUGUUGUUGUUGUUGUUGAUUAUUUUUGCUGUAAUGGUUUAAAAUGAUGGAACCAAAAGCCACAUGCAUUGCACACAGAGUUGUACAUCUCUGUUUCACCGAUUCUACUGCAGCAUUUGCAAAGUGUCUAUCUGCACAAAAAGUACACACAGAAGACAUCCAGUUGAACUAAUUGUGCAUAGUUUGUGAUGGGUCAGUUACAUACUCCAUUGUACACAGGGAAGACAAAAAACAAAUUGGCAUAUACAUGCAGCUCUGAGCUAGUUUGUAAGAGACGAACUAAGCUCUUCAUUGCUCUCAGAAAAUGAACAAAUGGUACACAUAUGUAAAUACUGUAAUCUGUCAACCCUUUCGAUCCCACAAGCUGCAAUCCUGGUCGGAACGCUUGUGGAAGAGUUGACAAAACAGGGUAAGUGGCUGUGGGAGAGUCCGAUCAUUGAGAUUGAAUAGCACACUGAGGGUGGCUGAUGGUUCUUAACUUAGUUAAUGAACAGCUUGUGAAGUGAUGACGUAAAGACUGAUAAAGUGGUUAGUCAGAGUCUACACGCACGACAGGAAUGAAGGCCCUUUCACUCAGGUGAUCCUCUCCCCUUCCCAGUUAUCAGUAUGGUCAGUUAGCAGGAGCUAAGGAACAAUUAGUAACUGGCGAAAUAGGUUCUUCUUUGCACACAGAGAAGAGAGCAAAAUAUAGUACACAGUUUUGUAUCAAUUAAAGUUUGUACAUGUAUGUAGUCUUAUUUUUAAUAGUUUACCAUUGUCUUCAAGCAGCUGCACAUUAUGAAUUAUGUAUGAAGAAUUAUUGAUGAAAUCCGUAUUUUCUUUUGAAUUCCUUUUUUUUCACAGAGGCUUUUAUGUUUCCAGUUAAACACCUACAAUCGCUCAUUUAUAAAUUCAUUUGUAUUGUCUCCUUUCAUUGUAAUAAUUUUGCAGGGCAUACUUUUGUGAUAAGUCUCAUUCAGCUGUUGGGUUUCUCAUAAUCGUUGUUGUCUCAACGUAAAAACUAGAAGGGUUUUAAAGUUUUGUUAUAAAAUUUUUACAUUUAGUGUUUUUGAAAUAACAUUUUACUUUCGCAUUUCAUCAUUACAAAGCAUCUUUUAGUAAACAGCUUGCUUAUUUAAAACUAAAGCAGUACCCAUUGACAAAAUGAAAGUUUGCCACACUAUAUUUUGAUAUGCCUCUGCUGUUAAUAAUAUAUGGGAUGUCAAUAUUGCUUAAUUUGCGUGUGCAAUUCACUGUUUGUUUUGAAUUUGAGGGGUACUGUCACACUUUGACACCUUUACACUCCUGAAACAAAGUCAUGAAAGUGUACUGUAAAUCUUCAACCUUUUUAGCCAGUAAAAGCACUUUUUUCAUUGGAAUGUAUGCAAUACAAUGGGAUACCGGCAGAUUGUCCACUCACGAAAGGUGGCGCUAGUGUGAAUUAGGACUUGCGUCACAAGUCCUUUGUUGCGCAACGCAAAACAUGUUGCGUUCUGUAGUUUCAUCUGUGACGUAUUUGCUCUACCCACUGUGACGUUGCACCGUUGACGCUGCAGUGGAAUGUCCAGCAUCACUGAUAUGUUGUAAUAUGUCCCACCUCAAACUUCUGAAAAAAAUUUAACUUCAUUAAAAAUGCAAGCUUCAUAAAACCAUGCAGAUUAUUUUCUCUACAUUCUAUAGUUCUCUCUUGCUUCAAAAUAAUGAUUGGAGAGGUGGUUGAAAAGGUUGAAGAAUAGGGUAGGUGUGCAAAUAACAUAUGCCUAACGUAGGUCAUGUAAGAAUUGUGAAUUAGAGGGGAAAACUGGUGACUGCACAAAUUGGAUACCUAGCAUGCGUAGCCUUCUGCCAAGGCUGUGAUGAUCACAUAGUGGCUCAAAAACCAAAAAAGUAGAGUCUGGUAAAGGAGGAAAAGUGCAGAAUUGUAGCCUGUUGUAUUUGUCAAGGUGUACUGAGUUAAUAAUAAAUUGUAUGUGUUUUAGAUUCACAUUACAUGUAAUCAUUAUGAAAGUUCUACAUACAUAUGUAACAGUUUGAUUUUAGGAUUACUAAUACAUGUAGUUACAAUUAGUUUUUCAUACUUUUAAGUAUCUAACAAAAUGAAUAUAUACUUUGUGUCUUAACAGUCACUUUUAUGUCCAGUAUAAAUGUAACGUUUGGGAGGCUAGAGUUUUAAGUUAAUUUGUUUUGUUUUUUUGUGUGGAAUACACACGGAUUAUUUGCUAGUUGGGUACCACCAGUACAUGUUUUAGCUCAAAUUAUGUUAUUUCCAUAUUUUUUACAAUUUUCAGGGAACACGUUGAAGCGUCAAUUUCAGACUUUGUCAUGUUGGACAAUUUUUAUAUUUGCCGGUAGCUAUAUUUAUGGCAUGCAUCCAGGUUAUACUGGUACGUGCUAUACUUUGACCAAAUUGACAUACUUGUGGGAUUACUAUGCUCCUUUUUUUACAGUAUUUUUGUACAUGGUAUUUAUUGUAAUUUUUGUAUGUAGAGCAGUCUUGUACAAGUGUAAUAAGAUCAUAUAUUGAGGGUAACAGUUGUCUAUUAAACCUGCUUGUAAUGCCCAGCGAAUAUGGAUGUGGCAUCUGUAGUUAAUCAUAGACGUGAGCGUAAAUGGCAGUGCUCUGCGUGGGGAUUCCCCUUUCCUUGAACGGCAUCUCGUGGAAAGAUGCUCACUGACAGGUAGAGUACACGGAGGUUGUGAUGUUCACAGCCAUGUAUUGAUUAUGCUGAUUAUGCUAUAUAAAAGCGUGAUAUAUUAGGUUGACGUUAGCACAGCAGUUUGCAAAGAAUUUAUCAGGUCACCUGCAGCCAUCCCUGGGCAGAUGAGACUAUUUAAAGGGGUAAUAUACUACGUUGACGUUAGCACAGCAGUUUGCAAAGAAUUUAUCAGGUCACCUGCAGCCAUCACCGGGCAGAUGAGACUAUAUAAAAGGGUAAUAUACUACGUUGGCGUUAGCACAGCAGUUUGCAAAGAAUUUAUUAGGUCACCUGCAGACAUCACCGGGCAGAUGAGACUAUAUAAAAAGGUAAUAUACUACGUUGACGUUAGCACAGCAGUUUGCAAAGAAUUUAUCAGGUCACCUGCAGCCAUCACCCGGCAGAUGAGACUAUAUAAAAGGGUAAUAUAUAAGGUUGGCGUUAGCACAGCAGUUUGCACAGAAUUUAUCAGGUCACCUGCAGACAUCACCGGGUAGAUGAGACUAUAUAAAAGGGUAAUAUAUAAGGUUGGCGUUAGCACAGCAGUUAGUUGUAAUACAACUUUCAUUUAUCAUUCAGAUGCCAUGUGUACUAUUGACAUAUCUGUAUUCUGUCUAAAAUUUUAUCUUGCACUAAGGUUCUUGUUUUGCCCGAUUCUGUUUCUGUUUGAAUGUUAUAGGAUAUUGCAAUAGAAAAAAAUGUAACAGUGCCUAAUAUUUCCUGAACAUUGUAUACUUUUGAAAACCUGUUGAAUUCCUGACUUAUUGUUGUUCUUUUUGAAAAGGACUUCUUCAUGUAUUCUGUACAUCUAGGCCUGUACAUUUAUCUAGUUGUAUACACAGUGCUGUGUUCAGUUAUUUGGGUUUAUGUGGUCUUGCAUGCAGCUUGGGGAUUUCUGGGUGAAAAGUACUAAGCCACAUCCAUGUGCUAUAUUGUAGACAUGAUUUGACUGAAAGCUUAUUGUCACAUGGACAUUUGUGGCCUCAUCAACGCUUGAGCAAACAUUGUCUGGGACAGUGGAUAUUUACCAUGCAUGCACAAACGGGAUCUGAAAUAUUAAAAGGGAUUAGGGAUGUGACGUCCAUUUAUGAUGUGUCAUUUCCUCUGAGAUCGCUUUUCUAUGCUUGAACAUGGCAGAUUAUCAGUUGGGGAAAAGUGCUUGCGUGUAUUGGCAGGCUGAUCGUGUUUCAAAUUUGCCAAAUAACCAGCACAAAGCAAUCAGUUUAAGUAGAUUGUAGCUACCAGAGCAGCAUAUGUUUUUAACCUGUCACCGUGGUAGUUACAAUGAAGUUAGCCAAUGAUCACUUUGUGCAAGCAGGCCCUGGGCCAUGAAGUUUUAUAUUCCAAAAACUUGGAAGGUUCUGACCCUAAGCGUUAAA
Liolophura sinensis is the source of this 7015-nucleotide messenger RNA. Its product is annotated as arrestin domain-containing protein 3-like. Bases 1468 to 2688 code for a protein of 406 amino acids. The record is from RefSeq and is a predicted model, not a curated record. Gene Ontology annotation, cellular component: cytoplasm. The transcript has 8 exons. Gene Ontology annotation, biological process: protein transport. NCBI's taxonomy places the organism in Eukaryota, Metazoa, Mollusca, Polyplacophora, Chitonida, Chitonidae.